Molecule: messenger RNA, 4176 nt
Organism: Pygocentrus nattereri (red-bellied piranha)
Lineage: Eukaryota; Metazoa; Chordata; Actinopteri; Characiformes; Serrasalmidae
Gene: sin3b
Product: SIN3 transcription regulator family member B
Exons: 20
Coding region: 404-4036 (1210 amino acids)
Biological process (GO): negative regulation of transcription by RNA polymerase II
Cellular component (GO): chromatin
Molecular function (GO): transcription corepressor activity
Source: RefSeq, a predicted model, not a curated record
GCUCUGUGCGCUCUCCCACAUUCGCUCCGCUGCCGCCGAAUUUAAAGAGACAGGCGACCGUUUUUUAAAAAUAACGUUUACAAACUGUUCAGUCCGAAAAUAUUCCUCCUAGUGCGGGUCUGUCGGGCUCUCCUCCAGCCUCUCGCUACUUUUUUUGGUUAGUAGAAGUUUAGCUUUAGAUGCUGUAGCUAGUGGUUCGGUAUUCGAGUUUUGAAGCCAGCGGUCCGUCCUGCCGCUGCUGGCCGGGGUUCGAGUCACUCUGCGCGGAUUCAGCGGCUUCGGCGCUCCGCUGCUGCCUGGAGCGCGGCUACGUUGAAGUUCGCGUCGUUUCAUCACAACAGAGCUUACUUCUCGGCAAAUACGGAGGGGUGUAAACCUUUAUUUUGUGUGGCUGUUGGGGACGAUGGCGAAAAUCCAGGCUCACAGCAGCACCACGAAGCAGCUAAACCCAAUAAACCAGGACAACAAGGCCUUUAUGAGCGCUCAGAAACAGCAGCAGCAGCAGCACUUUCAGAAACUGAAGGUAGAAGAUGCUUUAUCAUAUUUGGAUCAAGUCAAAAUACGGUUUGUAAACGAGCCCGGAAUAUACAACAAGUUCCUGGACAUAAUGAAAGAGUUCAAGUCUCAAAGUAUUGACACCCCUGGUGUGAUAAACCGCGUGUCUCAGUUAUUCCAUGGACAUCCGGACCUGGUCUUGGGCUUCAACGCCUUCCUGCCUCCAGGAUAUCGAAUUGAAAUACCCAAAAAUGGAAUGGCCUUUCUCCAGUCCCCUUUCACUGCACAGGUUUCUCCAAGUAAAGGUAAGAACAGCACCACCUGUGUGGGCAAUGCGGCCAGUGUGUCGUCGUCGUCAUCGUCGUCUUCUUCAGCGGCCGCGGUGGAGGUCAGUUCUGCUCCCAGUGAACCUGUAGCGUCUCCUCAGAGCGCCUCGCCCUCGGGCCCUCCGGAACCUUCUGCCAGACUGGCGCUGCCCCUGCCUAGCCAGUCACAGCCUGCCACCUCGUCUGUGUCUCCGCCCACCUCUGAACCCAGUCCUGUGGAGUUUGACAGCGCCAUCAGCUACGUAAACAAGAUCAAGAGCCGAUUUUUGGACCAUCCGGAAAUCUAUAGAUCCUUCCUGGAAAUACUGCACACCUAUCAGAAGGAGCAGCUGGAGCUGAAGGAGAACAGGAGCAGAAGCAGUUCGGGAAUGACAGAGGAUGAAGUUUUCUCCAAAGUGGCCAGCCUAUUCAAAGGUCAGGAGGACCUGCUGGCUGAAUUCGGACAGUUCCUGCCUGAUGCAAAGAGAUCACUGUUCACUGGUGGCUCGCUGACGGGGAAGGAGCACGUGAAGAAGCCAGAUGAGGAAGAUCUCAGCAAACAGAGCAAAAAACGGCCCCGCCCCGUCCUGCUGCCGCACAUGACCCCCCUGCUAAAGAAAAAGAUGAAGUUUUCGUGCUCCAAAGACCAGUCGUUUGCCUCCGUUGGAAAGCAUGGUGUCCUUCGCGAGUUCACCUUCUUUGAUAAGGUUCGUCGCCUGUUUAAGAGCCAGGAGGUGUAUGAGAACUUCCUGCGCUGCAUUGCCCUUUUUAACCAGGAGGUGGUGUCAGGAGCUGAGCUUCUACAACUCGUCACUCCAUUUUUAGGGAAGUUUCCAGAGCUGUACACCCAGUUUAAGUCGUUUUUGGGGGAGAAGGAGCUCUCCCACUCGGUUUCUGGCCUUUCGGACCGCUAUAUGGAGGGUGGAGGCAGGGAGGUGGACUACGCGUCCUGUAAGAGACUCGGCUCCAGUUACAGAGCGCUGCCAAAAACAUACCAGCAGCCCAAAUGCAGUGGCCGCACCGCUCUCUGCAAGGAGGUGCUGAAUGAUACCUGGGUGUCGUUCCCAUCCUGGUCGGAAGAUUCCACUUUCGUGAGUUCGAAGAAAACGCCUUAUGAAGAGCAGCUCCAUCGAUGCGAGGACGAGAGGUUUGAGUUGGAUGUUGUUCUGGAGACCAACCUAGCGACCAUUCGAGUGUUGGAGAGCGUUCAGAAAAAGCUGGCCCGCCUUUCACCAGAGGACCAGGACCGCUUCCGAUUGGACGACUGCCUGGGUGGCACCUCUGAGGUCAUCCAGCGGCGUGCCGUGUACCGCAUCUAUGGGGAUAAAGCUCCCGAAAUCAUCGAGGGACUGAAGAGGAACCCGGCCACUGCGGUGCCUGUAGUAUUGAAGAGGUUGAAAGCGAAGGAGGAGGAGUGGAGGGAAGCCCAGCAGGGCUUUAAUAAGAUCUGGCGGGAGCAGUAUGAGAAAGCUUACCUCAAGUCCCUGGACCACCAAGGGGUCAACUUCAAACAAAACGACAUGAAAGCCCUGAGGUCCAAGAGUCUCCUCAACGAGAUCGAGAGCAUUUAUGAUGAGCGUCAGGAGCAGAGCACCGAGGAGGGUGGUGUGGGUCAGCAGGGCCGUGAAGGGGGCCGAGUGGUCAGUGAGCCACACCUGGUCUUCACUUACGAGGAUAAGCAGAUCCUGGAGGACGCCGCCUCGCUCAUCAUCUACCACGUCAAACGGCAGCCCACCAUACACAAAGACGACAAAGACCACAUCAAACGCAUCAUCCAGCACUUUGUGCCUGACCUGUUCUUCUCCCGCCGCGGUGAGCUGAGCGAGACGGAGGAUUGGACGGACGAGGAAGCGGAGGGAGAGGAGGGGGGUGGAGCCACAGGAGGAGAUGGAGGAGGAGGGGGCCUAGGAGGAGGUGUGUCAGCAGGAGCAGCAGGAGGCCAGCAGCAGCUGAACGGUGAGGCCAGAAGGAGGCGCUGUAACUCUACGGAUGCCUCCGUGGGUCCGAUUGCACAGGAAGAGCCGUCGGAGGAGCAGGAGCAGCAGAAGGAGCUGGACGGAGUAUAUAAUCUGUUUUUCGUUAACAAUAACUGGUACUUCUUCCUGCGGCUGCACCAGACUUUGUGCUCGCGGCUGCUGAGAGUUUACCGGCAGGCAGAGCGGCAGCUGCUGGAGCAUCGAGCAGAACAGAGCGCAGAGCGUGUCCUGGUGGCGGAGGGACGCCGGGACAAGGCCACGGAUCUAGCCAUGGAGCUACGGCUUAAACAGCCCAGUGAGGUGGAGCUGGAGGAGUAUUAUCCCGCUUUCCUGGACAUGGUGCGCAGUCUGCUGGACGGUAAUCUAGAGUCCACGCAGUACGAGGACACGCUGCGGGAAAUGUUCACCAUCCACGCUUACAUCGGCUUUACCGUAGACAAACUCAUCCAGAACAUCGUCAGACAGCUGCAGCACCUGGUGAGUGAUGAGGUGUGUCUGCAGGUGGCUGAGCUGUACACAGCCGAGCGAAAGCGCGGAGCGGCCGGCGGUAACCUCUCCUCGCAGUGCGUGAGAGCGGCCUGGGAGACCAGCUACCAGUGGAAGGCCGAGAGGGUGAUGGCCGAGGAGAACUGCUUUAAGGUCAUGUUCAUCCAGAACAAAGGCCAGGUCACCAUGACCAUCGAGCUGCUGGACACAGAGGAGGCCCAGGCUGAUGACCCGCUGGACGUGCAGUGCCUCUCUACUUAUAUGGAGCAGUUUGUUGGGGCAGAAUCAUCCACAUGUUCACAGGCGGAAGGAUAUUACUUCAAACCCGUGUUCCUGCCCAGGAACCUGAGGCAUUUCCGGCGCUGGCAGCUGAAACAGGUGGAGGCUCUGCGGUGUCGGAGGGAGUGGAGGGGGCAGCUCGGGGUGGAAAACGCCGGAAGCCUCGAUUGUCGCUUUAAACUCAACACGCACAAGAUGGUGUUCGUCAUGAACUCGGAGGAUUACAUGUACCGCCGGGGGGCACUACUGAAGGCCAGAAAGUCUCAGCAGUUUGUGGCGCGACUGCAGCACGAGCGUUUUGCGCAGUGGCACAGCUCAUGGCAGAGCGAGAACAUUUCGGCCUCGGCCGCCCGUGCGGUGCAGGCGUGGCUGCUGGGAGAUAACCACGACGACCUGCUGCCCUGCAAGACCACCUGCACGCCCACACAGAUCAAAGGUCAACCUGUCAACAAGUACCAGGUGCACUACAGCAGCAAAGCCCCGGCCUCACCGUAACUCAGCAUAACAGACACUCUGCUGCUCUCUCGCUCUCUCUCUCUCUCGCUCUCCCUCUGUCUCGCUCUCCCUCUCUCGCUCUCCCUCUCUCGCUCUCCCUCUCUCGCUCUCCCUCUCUCUCUCUCCCUCUCUCGCUCUCC